This is a messenger RNA of Spirometra erinaceieuropaei, 345 nucleotides long. The record is from the annotation of a GenBank genome assembly. Lineage: Eukaryota; Metazoa; Platyhelminthes; Cestoda; Diphyllobothriidea; Diphyllobothriidae.
AUGCUGAGACAGCUGCGACUGCGCUGUAGCGGCCACCUUGUGCAGAUGGACGACAAGCGGCUACCUAAACGACUCUUCCACGAAGAUGUCGCCAGGGGUUCCCGACAAGUCCGUCGCUCCAAGGACACCCUGAAAACUUCCCUGAAGCGUCUGCAGGUCAACCCGGCCAACUGGAAUGACCUCGACCGACCGACCGGGAGGAAGACAGCAAAGACAAACGCAGCGAUCUACGAAGCCAGCCGCAUCAGUGCCGCGAAGAUAAUCGCACAACUCGCAAAUCCCAACUGUGCCCACCUCGCAUCGCCAACGCUCAACCACCCCCUACCUGUCCCUGCUGCCAGCUGA